Messenger RNA from Cryptomeria japonica (Japanese cedar), 2062 nucleotides. RefSeq names its product long chain acyl-CoA synthetase 5. Gene Ontology annotation, biological process: fructose metabolic process. The transcript is spliced from 4 exons. Lineage: Eukaryota; Viridiplantae; Streptophyta; Pinopsida; Cupressales; Cupressaceae. Gene Ontology annotation, molecular function: fructokinase activity. Gene Ontology annotation, cellular component: cytosol. The record is from RefSeq and is a predicted model, not a curated record. The coding region runs from base 71 to 316 and encodes 81 amino acids.
GUGUGUCAUUUAUCUCUAAAACUAGGGUUUUCUGCUCGUCUUCUUUGAACAUUUUCUCUGCUUUGUGGGUAUGAGAAAACUAUAUUUUCAUAACAAUGUCAAUCGCAGGAUCGGAUUCCAUGAUGGACCUCAUGCUAUGCAAAAACAUCCACAUAAUCCGAUGCAAAAACGGUGUGAGACCAUAAAUGGAAAGGCAGGUCAAUACAAAUGGCUCACAUACCAGGAAGUUUACAACAUGGUUCUAAAAAUUGGGUCCGGUCUUCGGAGUUGUGGCAUUGAGCACAUAAGUGAAAGAUAUGGAAUCCACCAUAGUUAAAAAAAUCGGACUCAGCAGAAACUUGGCAAACUCAAAUUUGACUUGGACUUGGUGACUUGGAAAAAUUUCUGAACUUUUAAAUAUACAUAAAUUUGUAAAACAAUCUGCAAAAUCAUGCUUAAAACCGACUUUACAAAAGUCAUAUUUAGUAUUUCCUUUAUUUAUAGAUAAAAAAUGAGCGUAAUGCACAUUAUAGUGUCAUAAUUCUAAAUUACAAAUCCAUGUAAUUAUCUUUACAAGUUCCAUUCAUUGAAAACAUAGGUCCAAAAGAAUUUUUAUUAUUUGUUUUUUAAAACCAGAACAGGUGCCUUAUCAAAACUUGCUGAGGGGGUUUAACCCAUGAGCACUUGUGAUUCAACGAGUUUUUCCAUGAGUUUUUGAACUAUCAGUCCACUAUGUCUGAACUUCAUAUUGUGGAUCAACUCAUUAGCCAUCUUCCCCCAUUUCUGCUUGUGGACAACACUUAUAUGGUAGAUAAAUUGUCUACCACACAAUUAUAAACAUUAGGAAUCCAAAUGAUGUUCCCAUAACUUUAAAUGCAAAAAGGUCUUUUCUUGGAUAUAUCAAUCAAUCCUUCUGCCUUUCCUCACUGAUAUUUUUUCUUUGUCUCUUUAUAUACAAUAUGGGAAAAUGCACGUUAUCAAAUUUCAAGUAUUAAAAUUUCACUCUUCAGGGAGGACAUUGCGGUAUUUAUGGAGUAAAUUGUCCUGAAUGGAUUGUUAGCAUGGAGGUAUUAUGUUAUCGUUGGAGCAUUUUAUAAAGACAUGUUUAAUUGUGUUCAUAGAUUGUUAGGGUAGACAUUGUUUGGGGAUAUGGUGCAGAUUUUAAACGUUAUGCAUUGUAUUCAAUUCUGUUUUCUCAUGCUCUGGUAUCUGCUAGACACAUGAAUAUCCUAAUGUGAUUAUUCUCUUGUAGAAGAUAAUAGUAAUUCACAAAUAGCUGCCCAUCUGAUUUUUCUUUUCAUGUUUUGGUGAGUCUGUAACUGCUUUGUACACAUUGAUGUUAAUUUUUUUUGUUUGUACAAGCUUGUAAUACCCAUGGCAUUUAUUGUGUUCCUCUAUAUGAUACUCUUGGUACGUACUAUCUUGAGAAUAAUUCCAAUUUGGAUGUUCCCUCUUCUGCUUUUCCGUAUUCUAUAUUUAGGAAAGAUAAUGUUGGCAGAAAUUCAGAUGAGUAAAGAUUGAGUCAUGUAUUUUUCUGCAAUGAUUUUGUUUACUAGAUAGGGCUAUACCACAGAACAAUCCUUAAAUUAAAUGAGAAUGCACUCCAAAAGUUCUUUCAUUAGAGAGAACAACUUGAUGGAAAUGAAAUGAUAUGAAUACUACAUUCACAUAUCCAUUCUUCAAUCUAUUCUUAAUUUUCUUGAAUUCUUAUAGUUUACCCUUCUCUUGUCAAUAAGUAUGAACAAAAAAUUCAAAAAAUUUAAUGUAUAGGGUUGAAACUAGGCAUCAGUUGCAAUUCUUUUGAGAAUUUCCUUCUUCGUCUCUGCUGAUAUAAUCAGAUUAACAAGGAAGUCAUAUUUGUACCUAGAUUAGAUCUAUUUUAGGGCCCCUUGAAGUAAUGAUUUAUUAGGCCAAUGUCAAUUAACAAAAUUUUCAUAAAUAGGGUUUUGCACUGUAAUUAUGUCAUGAAAUUUUGUAAUUCUGGAUCAAAAUGGUAGUAAAUCUUAAAAUUGAUUUGUAUUAUCCCUGUGAUUUUUUUUUUUAUUCGUGAUAAUUUAAUUUGGGUAUUCAUUUAAUAUCCUUG